Messenger RNA from Salpingoeca rosetta, 3533 nucleotides. RefSeq lists its product as uncharacterized. Gene Ontology annotation, biological process: calcium ion transport. The transcript has a single exon. The coding region runs from base 22 to 3177 and encodes 1051 amino acids. NCBI's taxonomy places the organism in Eukaryota, Choanoflagellata, Craspedida, Salpingoecidae. The record is from RefSeq and is a predicted model, not a curated record.
AUUGCAUCGUGCCUGCUGAGCAUGGGCGCAGCAGACAUGGUGCUGCACCUGCUUGACUCCGACGACCGCCGCCUGGUGCUGAUGGCGUGCCAGCUCGGCUGGCAGCUGCUCAAGGCAACCCCGCGCGUGUUUGAAGUAAACGACGAGCCCGACGCUGCCGCCGACCGCCAGAGCCCCGGCGGCGUGAGCGGGAACCGCAGCCUCUGUGCGCAGGAGGUGUUCUAUCGCGCGCUUGAGUCUGGUCCAAAGGCGGCCAGGGGCAUGGCAGCGCUGCACCGGCACCUGCAGGGCAUGGUGACGGAUUUGGCGGAGCGCGAGCGUGAGGGCCCGCUGCAGCGGCUGAAGCGAAACCAGGACUCCGAGGACCUGGACAUGGCGAUUGGCACGCGCGUGCUCGGCUUCAUCGAGGCCAUGUGCGACGGCUGCUACCGUGACAUGCAGAACCUGCUGCGGUCUGCGGAGGGCCAGGGCACGGCCGUUGUCUCCGAGGUUGGUCGCCUGGUGCAGGGCAUGGACCACAUCGUUCGCGCCAAGAGCAGCGCGCCCAUUGGAAGCUCGUGCGAGGAGGGCCAGCCAGACGCUGUGCUGCACCUGCACAACGACCUGAGGCGCGAGGUGAGCGACAUCACUUUCACGCAGCAGUUGUUUGCCACUCUGGGUGCCCUCAUCAGCGGACCAAACAUUGAAAAUCAAACGGUCAUUCUGCAGCACAAGGCGACCAAGUCCGUGCUGCUGUUCUUGCAGUACCUCAACGACCCGGACGCCCAGCACGCGCCGCGCCGGUCUGUGCACGCGCCCAUUGGCACCAGUGAAAGACCAGGCAGUGCCAGCAGCUCCAAGAGCUCUAUUCUCCGCAGUGGGAGGCAAAACAUGUUCACGCUCAACGCGCAGUGCGACGAGGCGCUGGAGACGCUGGACUCGUGGUGCGACCACUUUGGCCUCGACCGAGCAGCCCUGUUUGAUGAAGGUGGCAAGAAGCGAAAGCAGCUGCAGUUUGUUGGUAUCAUGCACCAACGGAAAGGAACCAGCGUGAAGUCCAGUCUGGCUGGCGAGAUGGGCAUGCUGAGUCCUGGACAUGCCAGCACGGAAGAGAGUGAUCUUCAGCUCCAAGAGGCUCACAAUGACAGUGACUUGAGCGACAGUGAAGCAAUCACGGGAGAAGAUGGGAAAGACUAUGCUGAUUCGCGGGGUCAGUGCGACAGCGCCUUCAACAGCGUCAUAGAGCAGGGGUCUCGCGGACCUGUGAGUCACCACGACAGCGUCACAGGCAACCUGGGCAAUGCUGUGCUUGGAAACGGCAACCGUCGUGUGCAAGCAAGAAGAAGUGCGCAGGCGUGGGCUCCGUUGACGAGCGAGCACCUGAUGGCCGCACGCGGGGCGCGGCAGCUGGCCCAGGCGCUCGACGUGUUGGACGAGCAGUGCGAGGCGGCUGUGCUGCAGUUUCUCUUGAGCGUGCUUGAAGGGCGGCUGAAGAAGGACUCUGUGCUGGAUGUUUUGUGCUUGCAGUUGUUCCCGGAGAACACGGGCACACAGAGCACCGAUUUCAAGCAGUGUGCCAUGUUUCGGAUGCUGAACGAGCACUACGUGAGCGCAGGCCAGCAGCGCCGCAAGAACAAGAAUGAGCGAAAUCAAGCGUUUGAGGCCGUGUCACUCGUGCCGAGGCAGACCCUUCACGAUGAAGACGUGGCGCUGCUGUACUACAUGAUGAUACGCAUGUUGAGCGAGCUGGCAGAGGCCAACGGGUCCGGUCUGCGCCAGCUGCUGUUGGAGUGGGAGGACAAGGCGGCGCCCUCAAUCCGGCAGCGCGUGGCGCGGGUGGAGCUCGUGCACCAGGAUACGCUUCAACCCGUGUACAUGCAGGUACCGGACAUGGUGCGCCAGACCAAGGACAGUUUGCAGGUGCGGCAGCUGCGAAAUGCCAUGAUCAACGAUAGCGUACUGCUAACGCCCGAACAGCGGCUGCACACCUUCUUUGACGAGGCGCCAUUGCUGAUUGACGUGAUGGAGUUUGAGAGCAAGGCCAGCGGCUACCGGCUGUCUCACAUUGUGUCGCACCAGCGCGUGCUGCUGCUGUGCUGCUUUCUUCUUGCCUUGUUCAUCAACGGCUGGGUUGUGCUGGCCCCGCCGCCCACGCGCCCAGAACACCACGCUAUACCACGCAUCGCCGCCACCGUGCACACCGCGCUGGCCGCGCUCAUCAUUGCCGGGCAGUCGCUGGCGCCGCUGCGCGUGGACAUACAGCGGUGGCACGAGGCGAGCGAGGGCUUGUCGCUGACGAGGAAGAUUCUGUUGUUCCCCGUGCACUGGGCGUUGCACGCAAGCUACACCUACUAUGUGCUAUACCUGAUUCUGAGCGCUGUGGGCAUCUCGCACCUUCAGUUCUUCUGCUUCCAUCUCUUUGAUGUGGUGCUGCGUGUUGAGGUGAUGACGCUUGUGCUGCGAGCGGUACGCGUCAACCUGUCAAAGCUGAUUGGCACGUUUGUCCUAACCUUCUUCAUCAUCUACGCAUUGAUGCUCAUUGGCCGCGAUGCGUUUGGUGGCAAUUACGGGUUUGCCGACUCUGAUGCCGCCUGCACAAGCAACCACAGCAUGAUUGAGUGCCUGAAGGACCACCUGUACUACGGCUUCUACUCGUCGCCCGUGUUUGGGUCGGAGGCGUCCACGUGGGAGUUUGCCUACGCAUUGAUCUACUUCAUGGUGGUGGUGCUGGUGAUGGCUGCGAUUGUUUCCGGUAUCAUCAUCGACUCGUUUGGCGAGUACCGUGCUGAGAUGGAGGCGAUUUCUGCGGAGAAAGAGACGCGGUGCUUCGUGUGCAACUUCAGUCGUGAUCAUAUCCAGGAGUCUGGCGAGGUCGGGUUUGAAGGGCACGUUGCCAACGACCACAACGUGUGGAACUACGUCUGGCUCAUUGUGCGCGUGCUGGAGAAGCGGCGGACGCACCAGCUACUGACGGGCGUGGAGAUUGAGAUUGCGCGCCAUUGGGACACCAUCACCAGCAUCGGGCCCAUGAUGCCCGUGAACAAGGCGCUCUGCUUUGGCGCACGCGAGAUGCAUGUGGAGGACGACGUGCAGCAGUUGGCGUUGUCAUUCCACCAGUUUGCUGCAUCCACGGAGAAGGCGCUUCAGACCAUUCUCGCACAGCUCUCUGAGCUCAAAGAACGUGCGCAUGCCAAGUAGCAAGGGGGGGGCAUUUGCGUGUAUGUAUUCACGUCCGAUGACGCCUGCUUGUUGCUGAGUCGGAUCCAUUUGCCUUGAGGGGUGUGUUUGCUGUGUGUUCUUGCGGAUCUUUGUGUAUUGUCGUGCCUCACAUGGUGUUGAGGCUUGAUGUGACUACGCACGUGUUGGAGAACAGAUUUGCCAGGUUUCUCUAUCUCUGAUUUGGUUAUUGUGAUGCUUGCAUGUGCAGUACACUUCUACUUGCUCGUGCCCGUGGGAGCGUGGGUGCCGUAGUGCCGUGUUGUUGAGUGCUUUCUUGACUUGACCCUGCUGUCGACGUGAACUAGGAUUGAAGCAUGGAAGGAGGAACGCAGACG